Messenger RNA from Trichoderma harzianum CBS 226.95, 2830 nucleotides. RefSeq lists its product as hypothetical. The transcript has 3 exons. Bases 168 to 2699 code for a protein of 843 amino acids. Gene Ontology annotation, biological process: regulation of transcription by RNA polymerase II; DNA-templated transcription. Gene Ontology annotation, molecular function: DNA-binding transcription factor activity, RNA polymerase II-specific; RNA polymerase II cis-regulatory region sequence-specific DNA binding; zinc ion binding. Gene Ontology annotation, cellular component: chromatin. NCBI's taxonomy places the organism in Eukaryota, Fungi, Ascomycota, Sordariomycetes, Hypocreales, Hypocreaceae. The record is from RefSeq and is a predicted model, not a curated record.
CUUGAUUGGUUCUUUAUCAAACAAGCUAUGACUACCUCUUCCUCCGAACCUCAUCCGCUCUCAUCACCCUCAUCUUACACCAUCAUCCUUAGUCUUCGUAACAUUGUGGCUGCAUCUGGCAUCGUAUCCACUCCGAGAUCCUGUUCGGCUUGCCCCACAGUUGCAUCAUGAGAGGUCGCCCUCGAUUCCGUGUGGCUCCCUGCAAGUACUGUAACAAGGAGUUCAAGCGACAGGAGCAUCUAGAACGUCACAUUCGCACGCACACCCGGGAGAGGCCGUUUGGUUGUGUCUGUGGCCGCACAUUCUCAAGACCAGAUCUUCUAAACCGUCAUCGUCGACUGUCUCAAUGCUCAAACCCAGCUACAAGUAUACCUCCAGACACAGCUUCUAGUGGUCAAGAAGCCGUCUCCCCCUCUAAGAUUAUCUAUCAGACAUCUCCAACAGGGGAUACUAUAAUCUCCCCCUCAGACAGUAGCCAUGGAAGAACACCCCUCAAUCCCGACUUUACAACCCAGACAUCUGUGACCCGAAAUGUCAUUACAGGACCAACCACCGCAAUGAAUAGCAGCGCGCCGGUAGAGUACUCUCAAAAGCAGCUCAUGGGGAAGUUCUCAAUACGCGACCUAGACACGAGUAGCCAGGAGCAGCAGCCAAGCUACUCUCCUCGUGAUAGCGGUGUUGCGGCUCGCAGCGACAUUAACAUGGACAACACCAUCGAAACUGGAUCUGACUUUACACAGCUUCAGCUAUUCGAUAUCGAUUUUCUUGCAAAUGAAACAGACAUGAUAAGUGGAUAUCUCAUGGAUAUCUUUCCGCCAAUGGACUACCAGCAGCCAAUGAUUGAGGACGUUUCCGACACCUAUAGCGGUUCUCAACCACUUUCCGCAGGUUUAGGGUCCAAUAACCUUGAGAUAUCGACUCUUAUGCAAAAUGAGAUGCCACCGUCACAGAGCAGGACUUCUGUGGUCCAAUUGGUACCAAGUCAGACAAACCAGGCACAGGAUUCACUUGGUCGUUCACUCGACGCGAUUGAAGACGUCGUAGCAACGAAUCCAUGGACUGUAUCGGCAGCGGCGUACGAAAAACUUACUGCCGAAGUUGAAAAGCACAUCAACGUGUUGCCAGAGCCGUUCACCCUCCCCAGCCGGCAAACAUUAUCGAGAUAUGUUGCGAGCUGGAUGCGGGGCUUUCAUCCUCAUUUGCCUUUCAUUCAUAUACCAACAACUUGCUUGGAGGACAAGACGCCAAUGCUUGUGUUGACUCUUGCGGCGACUGGGUCGUUCUAUGGGUUUGAACACACGCACGGCUACGCCAUGUACUUUAUUGCAAAGUCUAUCAUUACCCAUGAGCUCGAAAAGCGUCGCCGGGCCUCUACUUUACACCUGCUUCGAACUUUUCCACGAUACGCCGGGCUGCCCACCGGUUCCCCAGAUGCAACCGCACAGACAUGGGCAACGCCACCAUCCGCAACAUCUGGCUCUGUCGAUAUUGAACUUUUACAGUCUCUUUUAGUGCUUGUGCUCACAAUGGCUUGGCUUGAUGGGCCACUUGCACAGGAUGCACUCGCUAUGAGCAGCCAACUUACAGAGCUAACUCGCGAAGCGCUCAAAUAUCCCGUUCCAGAAAUUGAAGCAGAUAACUGGAGUGCUUGGGCUCAUGAAGAAGAGAGGCGACGCACUCUGUUCUCGGCCUACUUUGUGAUCAAUAUACUCACUAUUUGCUUCAAUGUACCACCUCAAAUCACCAGCUCAGAGGUCAGCAUUCCACUUCCAUCUUCGGAAGCAGAGUUCAAGGCUGCCACUUCGAACGCAUGGCUUAGCUUGCGGCAAAAGAGCAAUGCCCGUCAGCCGGAUUUUCAACUCUGUCUGCUGCAGUUGCUGUCUGGGAAGCCGCUUGCAAAAGAAGAUUCUGCUACGGAAUUCGGAAAUUACAUGCUUGUUCAAAGCCUGCUGAUACAGGUAUUUUUCGAACGUCAAGUAGCGUCCUCAGUGUUGAGUUCAUCAACGAGCCUGUCACUGGACACCAUUUCACUUUAUGAGAACGCCUAUAGUGCCUGGCAAUCGUGCUGGGAUUCAGCUAUCGAAUCUGCUCUGGAUCCUAACUCUCCUCAUGGCCCCCUGGCCUUCAAUUCGACUGCCAUGCUUCGCUUGGCUCACGUCCAUCUCGCAGUUGGCCUCCAGAGCCACUGCGCUCUCCGCUCACGCGAUCCGAGGAUUGUUGCUCAGGCAUUCGAACCUCACCAAAACCCCAUUCCACUCCGCGCACCUCAUCUAGACCAGGCAGUUUUUCAUGCCAUUUGCGCGUUAAGAAUACCGGUGAGGGUUGGGAUAGCGUUUGUCGCGCGGGGUCGAACAGGGCAUUGGAGUGUUCAGCACGCCAUCAGCAACUUUGCAUGUGCGCUCCUGCUCACUCACUGGCUUGGAAACCUUUUUCAUCUGGUUUCUUCUGAUGGUAUGGAAAUCCUACGAUAUGAGGAGAAGCGAUUACUUUCUAUUGUCGAACGGCUGAUUGAGGAGACUCAUCUGGAGGGCUCCCUAGGCUCAAAAAAUGACUACCCUCGCCGGAUCCGACGUCUGGCUAUUGCUGCAGUAAGACUCUGGGCAGAGACAUGCAGAGGAAUACAGGUAUUUGAGAUUGUUCAUGUGGUGGGGGAGACAUUGUCUCUUGUUGCGGAGUCAUUGGAAAGUCGCUUCCUUUGACGUCUUGAAUCAUUCAGCAAGCUGAGUUUGUUGCGUAUCGAUACUGCCACAAUGGUCUGGCUUCAAUGCUAAUCUCAUUUUACUAUAACAAGUAAAUAUGCUCAAGUCUACUCAUAGAGGGGAACAAUUUG